AUGGAAGAUUCGGUUAGUUUGAAUAGUUACUUUAUAGUAUUGUUGCAGACCUUUAUGGUUACCAGCAAUACUGCUGACAUCAUGAGGUGGUGGAUAAAGCUAAACGUGAAGCCUCAGCAAGAAUAUCCAACAUUUGUUAAUCUGAAGGCAACAGAAAUGGUGAAGCAGAUAGCCCAAGUACGCCGAGAAUUCGCGUUACACACAAAAAAUGCCAAUAGUCGUGCAAAGAACCCUAACACUGGCCCUUUCUUGGUUAAGCAAAUAGGUAAAGCACGUAGAGUUCACACUUUGCGCGAAGAAGGAAAUAACGUACAAGGCGGACGUGAGAAACGCGAUGCCGAAACUAUGCCGCAAAAACGCAGUGUAGCAACAGAACGAUCGCAUAAACGACACAACAAAUGUCCAUAUUUGGGAACUAUAAAUAGACAUCUGCUAGACUUUGAUUUCGAGAAAGUCUGCUCAAUAACCUUAUCAAACAAACAUGUAUAUGCCUGCUUAGUUUGCGGGCGGUAUUUCGAGGGCCGUGGUAAAAACACAUAUGCCUACACACAUGCACUUGAGGAGAGGCAUUACGUGUUCAUCAAUUUGCAUGAUUGCAAAGUAUAUUGUCUGCCUGAAAACUACAGAGUCGAAGAUGCGUCACUCAACGACAUUGUGCUAUUCCUGAAGCCUAGUUAUACACCCCAAUAUGUGGCCAAUAUUGACACGAAAAUCGUAUAUGGGAAAGCCCUUGACGGCACAGAUUUCAUACCGGGGUGCAUAGGGCUUAAUAACCUCAAGAAUACUGAUUAUUUCAACGUCAUAAUCCAGGUUAUAUGCUCCAUUGCAACUAUCCGAAAUUAUUUACUUCUUCUCGACACAGAAAGAAUACAACCACCAGACAGUGUUAUCACAACUCUCGUCGAAUUGAUUAGGAAAAUAUAUAAUACUAAAAACUUCAAAGGGAUUGUGUCUCCCCAUGAAUUUCUUCAGGCGGUCGGUGUGGCGUCGAAAGGGGUCUACAAAAUAGGAGUACAAAACGAUCCAGUGACCCUACUGUCCUGGAUAAUCAACAGAGUCCAUUGUAGACUCAAAAAUAAGCGAACAGAAGAGUCGGUUAUAUCUAAGGCUCUCGGUGGGCAAUUGAAGGUAUCGACGCUGGACGGACAAACUUGGAAAGAAAGUUUUUUGCCCUUUAAAAUACUUACACUCGAUGUUCCUAGCGCUCCCAUAUUUAAAGAUGCACAAGAAAAAAAUGUAAUACCUCAAGUUUCCAUUUUUCAACUGCUACAAAAAUAUAAUGGGCAGAGUGAACAUACGUCGGAAAAGGGAAACAUCUGCCGUUACAGAUUAUGGAAACUACCAGAGUAUCUACUUAUCAAUAUAAAAAGGUUCACACGUAAUAACUUUUUUUUGGAAAAGAAUCCAACGAUCGUCUCCUUUCCAAUGAAGAACCUUGAGAUGGGCACCUAUGUUGACGAGAAUUCUCCUGACAUUAACAAUCUAGAUACAAGAUACGACCUUCUAUGUAGUGUUUGCCACCAGGGUAGCCCGGCUUCUGGGAGUUACAAGAUACAUGUUCUACACGCACCGUCAGGAGAUUGGUACGAAAUGGAAGAUUUGCGAGUUACGUCUGUACUACCGCAAUUUGUAGCACAAACCGAGAAUCAUUAUACACAUGAAUUCAAUUUUAAAAUGGCCUUCACUAAAGAUGACGAAGACCAGAUUAUGUUCGAUCUCUAUGAUGGGCUCGACACAUUCGCCCAGCAAACAAAUGAUCGCGCAACAGAGCAAGAUGAGCCAUUAUCUGCCGCAAUAUUGAAUGACUCUAAUUCAAUACCUUUGAAACGUGAGGGCAGAUGUCUAAACCAGUACAAGGAGGUUGCGACGGAACGAGCCGGUGACCAUGCCGACGUAGACAUUGGCGACCCGUACGACGAUGAUGGUCUUGUUUUCCUAGUGGAGGACGAUGAAAAUGAAGAUGUCGCUGCUACAGAGAGGUUUCCAAAGGCUGCACGUUCAUUAGGAAGACGGAAAACUGGAGGAUGGGUAACCAAGUUCCAGAAAAAAGAACGUGUUAUAUACAUUGGGGCGCCAAACUCCGACGCGCAAGCUAUGGCAUCAACUCAUCCUAAUAAAGGUUGCUUUUGUAUUGUUAGCGGAAUCCCGUGGUGGAUGGAUGUGCAUGAGUUGAACCGUAUCAUGGAAGACAUGGGAGGGACAGUCGCAUUUUCGAAGAUCUUAAGUGACCCAGCUAAUGGCGCGUCACUUGGUACAGCCGUAGUUGAAUUCGUGGAUUGUAAUGGUUGUUCCACAUUUAGGACAGCUAAGACACAAUUCACCGCAAUUCAAAUGGCAGAUGAUAUAUUCAAUGUUAUACAAGCUUCUCCUUUAUAUAGGGAAGGGAUAUUCAAGCGUGGCAUGCUUGAAAGAAUCGCAGCACAUCUAGGACUAUCCCUUAGGAAAAGUGCGGCAGAGGGCGUCACGUCAGAUUUAUACCACGAAAUAGAAUUCGAGGUACAACAACAAGAAAUGAUACGUAAUGGCGCCUUCCAAGUUUCAUGCAGGGCAUUCCCAUGGUUCAACUUAAAUCUGCUCAAAUUCAUAGGGCGGGCUCAGAGAAUGGAACGACGAAACCCAGAGAGUAAGCACAAUAUCGCAAACCAUUUGGACGCAUACAAACAUAAACAAGAAACCACUGGAGAUCGUUACAUCAUGACUAUGCCGCCUCCUGCGCAACUCCCUACCAAGAACACCGGAGAAUUAGUAACCCUGCAUUCCCCUCGCGUGAUAAAAGUGUCGAAUCAACAAUGUGCACAAAAGGAAAAUAAGCGUUCUAGUAAUAGAGAAUCUGAGGAUAGAAAACACAGACACACGGACAAAACACGUUCGAGCUCUACGUCGCGAAAGGACAGGGUUGGAGAAACUAGUAAACGAGGGUGGUCACCAAACUAUCGAGAAAAAAGGCGACAUGCCUCAUCUAGAACGACUGAUCGUAACUCGACGCACCACAGGGAUGAGAAACGUAGACGAUGA
Babesia sp. Xinjiang is the source of this 3015-nucleotide messenger RNA. RefSeq names its product U4/U6.U5 tri-snRNP-associated protein 2. NCBI's taxonomy places the organism in Eukaryota, Apicomplexa, Aconoidasida, Piroplasmida, Babesiidae. Gene Ontology annotation, molecular function: zinc ion binding; nucleic acid binding; cysteine-type deubiquitinase activity. The transcript is spliced from 11 exons. The record is from RefSeq and is a predicted model, not a curated record. The coding region runs from base 1 to 3015 and encodes 1004 amino acids. Gene Ontology annotation, biological process: protein deubiquitination; spliceosomal complex assembly; mRNA processing.